GUCAGGGGGCGGACCCGCGCCCGCUACAAAGCGGCGAAGGUCACGGCGUGAGGAGGCGCGCGCCGCCGCCCCGCGUCCCGCCUGCGGCCCGUGCCCACGGCGUCGCCGCCGUCCGUCCGCCCGCCUGCCGUCCUUCCGUGCGGGGAGCCAUGGAGGGAGUGAGCGCGCUGCUGGCCCGCUGCCCCACGGCCGGCCUGGCCGGCGGCCUGGGGGUCACGGCGUGCGCCGCGGCCGGCGUGCUUCUCUACCGGAUCGCGCGGAGGAUGAAGCCAACGCACACGAUGGUCAACUGCUGGUUUUGCAACCAGGACACGCUGGUGCCCUAUGGGAACCGCAACUGCUGGGACUGCCCCCACUGCGAGCAGUACAACGGCUUCCAGGAGAACGGCGACUACAACAAGCCAAUCCCCGCCCAGUACAUGGAGCACCUGAACCACGUGGUAAGCAGCGCACCCAGCCUACGCGACCCCUCGCAGCCGCAGCAGUGGGUGAGCAGCCAGGUCCUGCUGUGCAAGAGGUGCAACCACCACCAGACCACCAAGAUCAAGCAGCUGGCUGCCUUUGCUCCCCGCGAGGAGGGCAGGUACGACGAGGAGAUCGAGGUGUACCGGCACCACCUAGAGCAGAUGUACAAGCUGUGCCGGCCAUGCCAGGCAGCCGUGGAGUACUACAUCAAGCACCAGAACCGCCAGCUGCGCGCCCUGCUGCUCAGCCACCAGUUCAAGCGCCGGGAGGCCGACCAGACCCAUGCGCAGAGCUUCUGUUCCUCCGCUGUGAAGUCCCCAAUCCAGGUCAUCCUGCUCCGUGCCCUUGCCUUCCUGGCCUGCGCCUUCCUACUGACCAGUGCACUGUAUGGGGCCAGCGACCGCUUUGCCCCAGGUGCCACCGUGCCCUUGGCCCUGCCACCUGGUGGCAAUGGCUCAGCCGCGCCUGACAAUGGCACUGCCCCUGGGGCUGAGGGUUGGCGGCAGCUGCUGGGCCUGCUGCCCGAGCAUAUGUCAGAGAAGCUAUAUGAGGCCUGGGCCUUCGGACAGAGCCAUCAGACGGGCGUCGUGGCGCUGGGCCUGCUCACCUGCCUGCUGGCAAUGCUACUGGCCGGCCGAAUCAGGCUUCGGAGGAUCGACGCCUUCUGCAUGUGCCUAUGGGCCCUGCUGCUGGGACUGCACCUGGCGGAACAGCACCUGCAGGCCUCGCCCAGCUGGCUGGACACGCUCAAGUUUAGCACCACGUCUUUGUGCUGCCUGGUCGGCUUCACAGCGGCUGUGGCCACAAGGAAGGCGACAGGCCCACGGAGGUUCCGGCCCCGAAGGUUCUUCCCAGGAGACUCUGCUGGCCUCUUCCCCACCAGCCCCAGCCUGGCUAUCCCUCACGUGGGCGUCGGAGGCUCUCCAGCGUCUCUGUUCAUCCCCAGCCCGCCCAGCUUCCUGCCUCUCGCCAACCAGCAGCUCUUCCGGUCUCCUCGACGGGCCUCACCCUCCUCAUUGCCCGGCCGCCUCAGCCGGGCCCUCUCACUGGGAACCAUACCCUCUUUGACUCGAGCAGACUCGGGCUAUCUGUUCAGCGGUAGCCGCCCACCAUCUCAGGUGUCUCGAUCUGGGGAGUUUCCCGUUUCAGAUUACUUCUCUCUACUGUCAGGGAGCUGCCCCUCCUCUCCGCUCCCUUCCCCAGCGCCCUCCGUGGCCGGCUCAGUGGCCUCCAGCUCCGGCUCUCUGCGCCACCGCAGGCCCCUCAUCAGCCCUGCCCGGCUCAACCUGAAGGGACAGAAGCUGCUGCUGUUCUCGUCACCCCCUGGAGAGGCCCCCACCACGCCCAGCAGCUCCGAUGAGCACUCGCCUCACAACAGCAGCCUCUUCACCGUGGAGCCACCCCAGGUGCCCCGGAGGCCACCCCUGCAGGACACGAAGCAUGCCCUGGACCUGAGAUCCAAGCUGGAAAGAGGCAGCGCCUGCAGCGGCCGCUCCAUCAAGAAAGAGGACGACUCUUCCCAGUCAUCCACCUGUGUGGUGGACACCACCACCAGGGGCUGCUCGGAGGAGGCCGCCACCUGGAGAGGUCUGCACCCGGGUUGUGGGAGGGGAGUGGGGCGAGCACACAUCCCCAGCCACCAUCUCCCCUGGUGGGUGCAGAGUGCAGACAGAGAGAGAAUCUCCCAGGACAUUGCAGUCCUGGAGCGGCCAGCAGGUAACCCACCCAGCACCUCUGAAUCCAGGGUCAGGGACUCAGCAGCCAGCACUCCCACCCUUGGGACACGGGUCCAGAUCUGCUCGAUUCCAGUAGCUUCUGGCCCCAGGCAGCUAUUUAAAUCAACUGAGUUAAAAUUAAAUAAAGUUUGAAAUGUAGUUCCUGAGCUGCAGUAGCCACAUUUCAAGUGCUCACUAGGCACCUGUGGCCUAUGGCUGCCAUCCUGGCCAGAAGUGCCUAGAGAGCCUGGGCGCUCUGGGACCACGUGGCACUGGGACUGCGGCCCUGCACCAGGUACCAAGCUGACUGGCUCAGAUCCCAGGUUCUCUGCUCACUGUCCUUCGGCACAGGGACAAGAAACCGGAUCAGGGGUCCAUAUCAUCACGCCCCGGAUGGGGAGGAGGAGGUGUUUGUUGAGGGAGACAGACAGAUAGCAGGAAGGGCUUUUCCUGGGAAGGUCAUUUUGUACUAGCUCUUGAAUCCAGUGCUGCCUCCAGAUCAGGCCAGGCUGGAGGGUGGCCCAGCAGCUCUGGGGCCUUGCUGAGAACGUAGGCUGUGGCAGGUAGACCUGGGCUGGCUGCUUAUUCCCUUGGAGGCUUGGGUGGGGGUGCUCCUGCCCCAAACCCCCAUGUCCUCAUCUGUAAAGUGGCUGUCCUGGUCACUGCCUCGUCGCCCAGGCCCCACCUCAUGACAGCCCAGCUCACGGCCUUCUUGGCAGCUCACAGUUAGGAAAAACUGUGCCUUCAGGGAGGCGGGGAUAGAGGUGUCUUUCCUGCUAGGGAAGCCUUUGGCCAAGAGAAGAUUUGGGGGUUAGCUUCACCAGCCUGGUGGAGCACCCUGGGCAGAGCCUUAAGCUCACCACAAACUGCAUGCUCUAGGAGGCUGCUCAGCUGCACAGCAACCCCACCCAUACUUCGUGUUCUAACCAGGACUCUCUCUGCGGCCCCACCCACACCCCGUGUUCUGACCAGGUCUCUCUGCGGGCCCACCCACACCGCGUGUUGUAAUCGGGACUCUGCAGCUUCACCCAUACCACAUGUUCUGACCGGGUCUCUCCACGGCUCCACCCACACCCCAUGUUCUGACCAGGUCUCCCCCCUCUGCAGGUCGUUUAGGCCCCUCCCUGGUCCGGGGCCUCCUAGCCGUGAGCUUGGCUGCCAACGCCCUCUUCACUUCAGCGUUUCUGUACCAGAGCCUGCGCUGACCUGCCGUCAGAGCCCCUCGGAGGGGAGCAAACCGGUGCCUGCUGCUUGACCACUGCCGGCCUCAGAACCCUCCCUGGAGGGGCUGCCGCCUCUGCCCUCAUCUCCAGGGCGCUUGACCUCACUGGACUGUGAGCUGUCCUCAGGACACCUGCCCCUCCUCCCUACAGGACUGCAGGGCUGAGUGUGUGUCUGGGGUCACACACUCUGCCUGCCAUCUCCUUGGCUGACAUCGGUUGUGUUUGGUGCUGACACUGAUCCCGAAGCCAGGGAGCCCUAAGGGCUGCAUGACCCUGGGGUGCUCCCCACUGUUCAGCCCUGCCUGGCAGGGACGCCAGUACUACUGUAACUGCAGCAGGAGCUGCCCGGCCUGCCUUCUAGCCUCACGACCAUAGGCAUGGUCACAUCUGUGUACUGUACUCCCGUCCCACCUGGGGCCACCUCAGAGCCCCACUAAGCUGAAGGCCCCCUGGGGGAGAGGGUGGCAUGGUCCUUGUCAUCUGCCCCAUCUCGCCUCUUCCUGUGGGGUGGGCAGAAGGAUGCCCUGGACCCUCAGAGCUCCCCGGCCUGAGCUGCCAAAGCCCAGCUGGGCUUCCAGGACCAGUGCCAGCCCCUGCCCUGCCCUCCCCUGCUGGGUGUUCCUCUGCUUUGUGACCUCUGUUGGCCUUCCAGGAAGCAGCCCCGUUACCCCAAGAAUGCAGAGCCCUGGCCGGCUUUGCAGGCCUGCACAUCUGGUCCUUAGCUUCGCAUGGAACUGCAGGGCAGACUGGAAGGGGGCCUUCAGAUCUCAGAUGAGACUGCACCCCUUUGCCCACCCUGCUGGGCACCUGCCUCCCUUCAGCCCCUGAGAACCCUGUCCUCCCCUGGUUCUCCUGCCCCACUCCCCUGAUGGGGCUCCUUCCUGGCACUGAAGAGGGUCCUCCUAAUGCUGUGAGGCAGGGGUAGGGACUGUGCACCCAUGGCUAUCAGAGCCCCCACCCCCACCCCCGUCAUCCCACCCUGGACCUCAACAUGAGCCUGGGGCAGUGCGUGUCUGCUGGUUAUGUGCUCAUGCCGGCUGCCUCAGUGGAUUCUGAGACUCACUGCAGGGCAGGAGGAAGGGUCUUCACUCUGCCAUUCAGGGAUAAAGUUUAAUUUUAUUUUUCUACACAUUUUGCCAGGUCAGGCAUUUUGCUAGUAAGCAGGAUGCCCCCAACUCUCCCUGCCAUGGAGGAUUCGUUUUUUUAAGCUUUGGGUGCUUUUUUAAUACUUUUUUUUUAUGUGGGGAAGGAACUUGCUCUGGCAUCAACCUCCUCUCCCCCGACACCUGUCCUGAGAGAGAUGGAUACUGCCUCCUGCCCUCCCCACCCUCUGAAACAUGGGGGAUGGAGGCCUGGGUGGCCUCAGGACUUUUGAGUCCAGCUGCCAGCGAGGGUCCCAGCUCGGAGGCAGCACCUGCAGUCCCCAUUUUUGUACAGCGGGUGGAUGUGUGUGUGUGUCGAGUUUUUUUUAUUUUUUGCUUAAUAAAACCAAACUCCAUUCCCCAGUGCCCUUCCUCUCUGGCUCUGAGGGCACUCCCUCCUCUCAGCCAAGCAGCCUGGCCUCUCUUGCCUGGACCUUCGGUCCCAGCACCCCCCAGAGCCAGGGGACAGGCCUGGCAGGAGGGGGUUUUACUUAUGUUUUGUUUCAAAGAGAAAACACAACCUUAUUUUUCUUUACAAAAGCAAAAAAGGAAACCAAAAAAGAUAGAGCCUUUGAGUCA
Messenger RNA from Callithrix jacchus (white-tufted-ear marmoset), 5124 nucleotides. It is a transcript of the gene TMEM201, whose product is annotated as transmembrane protein 201. The record is from RefSeq and is a predicted model, not a curated record. Gene Ontology annotation, cellular component: nuclear inner membrane. Gene Ontology annotation, biological process: nuclear migration along microtubule. Lineage: Eukaryota; Metazoa; Chordata; Mammalia; Primates; Cebidae. Gene Ontology annotation, molecular function: lamin binding; actin filament binding.